Molecule: messenger RNA, 525 nt
Organism: Nicotiana attenuata
Lineage: Eukaryota; Viridiplantae; Streptophyta; Magnoliopsida; Solanales; Solanaceae
Exons: 4
Coding region: 1-525 (174 amino acids)
Biological process (GO): DNA integration
Molecular function (GO): nucleic acid binding
Source: RefSeq, a predicted model, not a curated record
AUGGAUGUCAUCGGACCAAUUGAACCCGCUGCUAGAAACGGACACCAGUUCAUUUUAGUGGCUAUAGACUACUUCACAAAAUGGGUUGAAUUCGCUUCCUAUAAGGCCGUGACUAAGAAGGUCGUAGCAGAUUUUGUCCGGGGUCGUAUUAUCAAGCAUCGAAAUUCCACAGCAUAUAGGCCACAAAUGAAUGGGGCUGUAGAAGCUGCCAACAAGAACAUCAAGAAGAUAGUGAGAAAAAUGGUGGACAACUACAAACAACGACACGAGAAGCUACUGUUUGCUUUGCUCGGGUAUCGCACCAUAAUUUCUGUUAUUCCCCUCGAAGUGGAGAUUCCCUCCUUAAGAAUCAUACAAGAAGCCGAGCUCAGCGACACAGAAUGGAUACGGAACUUGUAUGAACAACUAGCUCUCAUUGAUGGCAAGAGAAUGAAUGCGGUAUCUUUGGAGGUAACUGUCCUACAAACAGGAGCAAUUAUCUCUCCGGUUUUCGCUUACAAUGUUCACAUCUUUCGACCGUCUUAA